AUGGCCGGGAUCCGCAAGCUGGAGCUGGAGGAGGCCCUGGUGCUGCGGUCUGGCUGGCGGCACGCGUGCCACGCGCUGUUAUACGCGCCAGACCCCCCCAUGCUGUUUGGCCGCAUCCCGCUCCGUUACGCCGUCCUGAUGCAGAUGCGCUUUGAUGGGCGCCUCGGCUUCCCCGGCGGCUUCGUCAGCGUGCAGGACGGCGGUCUGGAGGCCGGGCUGAACCGCGAGCUGACCGAGGAGCUGGGCGAGGCCGCGGCCGACUUCCGCGUGGAGCGCGCCGACUACCGCAGCUCGCACGCGGGGCCCGGGGCGCGCAUCGUGGCCCACUUCUACGCCAAGCGCCUGACGCUCGAGCAGCUGGUCGCGGUGGAGAUGGGCGCCCCGCGCGCCAAGGACCACGGGCUGGAGGUGCUAGGCCUGGUACGGGUGCCCCUGUACACCCUACGGGAUGGUGUGGGAGGCCUGCCUGCCUUCCUGGAGAAUUCCUUCAUCGGCACUGCGAAGGAGCAGCUGCUGGAAGCCCUCCAGGAUCUAGAACUGGUGGAGCCUGGUUCUCUUACAGCCUGGAAGGUCUCCCUACCUCGCUAGAGGCAACCCUCUGUGGACCCAUGGAACCUGAGAUGAGGAUCUUGGUAUAAAGGAGGG
Molecule: messenger RNA, 645 nt
Organism: Odobenus rosmarus divergens (Pacific walrus)
Lineage: Eukaryota; Metazoa; Chordata; Mammalia; Carnivora; Odobenidae
Gene: NUDT16
Product: nudix (nucleoside diphosphate linked moiety X)-type motif 16
Exons: 3
Coding region: 1-588 (195 amino acids)
Biological process (GO): sno(s)RNA catabolic process; mRNA catabolic process
Cellular component (GO): nucleus
Molecular function (GO): phosphodiesterase decapping endonuclease activity; snoRNA binding
Source: RefSeq, a predicted model, not a curated record